Entelurus aequoreus (snake pipefish) is the source of this 2901-nucleotide messenger RNA. It is a transcript of the gene aopep, whose product is annotated as aminopeptidase O (putative). Gene Ontology annotation, molecular function: metalloaminopeptidase activity; zinc ion binding. The transcript is spliced from 17 exons. Bases 313 to 2646 code for a protein of 777 amino acids. Lineage: Eukaryota; Metazoa; Chordata; Actinopteri; Syngnathiformes; Syngnathidae. Gene Ontology annotation, cellular component: nucleolus. The record is from RefSeq and is a predicted model, not a curated record.
ACUACGUCAUCACCAAUCGACUUGUUUUGACGGUGUGUUUCCGGGGCGCAUGGUAUGUUUACAACCUCUCCUCCUGUCGCCUUCUUACAUUUUUAUCCGCUCCUAUUUCAAACGCGGGGCACUGGAAUGAUACAAUAAAGUCAUUGUCACGGCAUAACUCAGCAACGGUGUUAUUUAUGGAUUCAAAGUUAGCGAAACGCUGCUCACCCUUAAGGCACCGCGCUUGCCUUAAUGUUAAGACGCUAACUCACAAAGUACUUUUUUUUUCCUGCCACACUAGUAUGUAACAUUUUAGUCAUUUAAAACAAACAUAUGGAUAACAUGGAGCAAAAUUUGGAGCCAACCCCUGAUACAGACGACCUUCCACUUUGUGCCAAUACAAAGCACAUUCUAGUCAGACACUAUGCGUUGGACCUGACUGUUCAUUUUCAUAGGAAAGUAAUAAGUGGCUGUGUGGUUCUCUUCCUGGAACCUGUAGCUCCUGCAGAGCAUACAAGCCAUUCAUCAGCCCCACAAGCUGAUUAUAUUGAGUCUUCAUCUCAUAGUGAUUUCACUUUAGUGCUGGACUGCUGCGACCUCAAUGUGUCAAAGGUCGAGCCAGUCGAUGUGGCAUCCUUGUCAGCCGCCUUCCCAGGGGUCUGCACUGACGACCUCAUCCGCAAGCUGGCUUCUAUGCCUUCCGCUGACUGGAGGCAGCAGCAGGAGCUAUUCUCCCAGUGCAGCCGUGCCCCCGCCGAGCAGGAUGGCGGCUCCUUGCGAUUUUGCACAGACCGCUGGAGUCUGCGGGUUCGGAAGCAGGGGGUCUCCUCCCCGUGGGGGUUCCCGCGGGCUCUCAGGAUCUGCUACGAGACGAGGCCGACGGGUAGCUCAAUCCGGUGGACCCAGGACCAGGAUGACAGGGCGUGUGUGUACACUGCUGGCUCACCCAUCAACAACAGAGCGCUUUUCCCCUGCCAGGAGCCGCCUGUUGCCAUGUCAACGUGGCAGGCAACAGUGCGGGCCCCCAAGGAGUGUGUGGUCUUGAUGAGUGGGGAAGAACAGGUUGCACCUACUGAGGGCGUUGACACAAGUUUCUCAAUUUGGCAUUACUACGUUGCCAUGCCCAUGCCUGCAUCCACCUUCACCUUGGCAGUUGGUCACUGGCAGCAAGUGACUCCAGAGUCUCUUCAUGUGUCCUCCCAGGGAGGUUCAAGCAGUGAAGUAACUUCUAUGCUCCACACUGGCAGUGGAGACCAGGCCGCCUCUAAUAAUUCACCCAUGUUGGACGACGGCUUCCCUUGUUCUCAUGGCGACUACCCUUGUCGAUUCAAAGAGCUGUCUGUGAUAUCCCAGCGUGUGAUCCCUCAUCGCGUGUUCGCCCCGGUCAGCCUGCUGCAGAAAGCCCAGAUCGGAGUCCUCGCACUGUUGCCGCAAUGUUUAGCUGCAGCUCACGCCAUUUUGGGAGUCCAUCCCUUCCCCCGCCUGGAUGUUCUCAUUGUGCCAUCUGGGUUUUCCAGUCUGGGCAUGGCCAGCCCCCAUAUCAUUUUCCUGUCUCAGAGCGUGCUGCAUGUCGGGAUCUCGUCUUUAGGAGUAAACAGCCGGUCUUUGUGUGGGUCCAGGCUGUGCCACGAGAUUGCCCACUCUUGGUUUGGCUUGGUUAUCGGUGCCAAAGAUUGGACGGAGGAAUGGAUCAGCGAGGGUUUCGCUACUUACCUGGAGGAUAUAAUCUGGGCCCAAGCACAGCAACUUCCUGUGCAGGAAUCAUUGGAGCAGUUCAACUUGAAAGCGCUGCUACGGUGGAGGAGACUCUCUGACGAGUUGCAGAAUUCAGGAGAGGAGCUUCAGAUCCUCAGACCUAACAUGGAGAAAACGGGCCAGGUCAGCGAGUCUGGCUCCUCGACAGUUAAACAUGCUCUCAACCCUGACAAGUCCUUUUUGCAAGUCCACUACCUCAAGGGCUACUUCUUCCUUAGGUUCUUGGCCAAUCAAGUCGGAGAGCAACCAUUCAUCAACUUUUUCAAAUCAUUUGUGAAGCAAUACCACGGGCAACUCAUUUUAUCCCAGGAUUUCCUGCAAAUGCUGCUCAGUACCUUCCCUGACCUUGCAAGAAAGGGCCUAAAGCUUAGUGCUGUUUAUGCCGACUGGCUCGAUCGACCGGGAAUUCCCAAGUGGCUGCACGAAAGGAGCGCCGUAUGGUCCAGGUCGACGCCGGCGGAGGAAGUCAAGGCGGAGGUUGCAAAAUGGAUUCUCCUCAGUCGGAGUCAUCAAGGGAAGGGCAGAAAGCGGAAGCGAUCGGAGGCCGACAAGGUGAACUACAAAGAGAUGACAUCGGAGCAACUCGUGCUGCUUUUGGAGCUCCUUUUGGAAGAAACGGAGCUGAGCUUGUCGACGAUGCGCACUCUGGCUCGAGCCUACCACUUGCAGAACCAAGACGCUGAGGUGCGACAUCGCUGGUGCGAGCUAGUGGUCAAACACGGACACGCGGAGGCUUAUGGCGACGUGGAACACUUCCUGCGUCAUGAUCAGGCCAUGGGCGUGUAUCUGUACGGCGAGCUGAUGCUUCAGGAGGACGCCGAGCAACAGGCGCUGGCUCGUCGCUGCCUCUCAUUGGUCAGCGAAGAAAUGGACCAAUCAGCACGCAGGGUGGUGGAGGAGAUGGUGCUGUAGCAAGUGCAGGCGGCCGACAACAGAAGGAGAUGACAGGAGCUUGGGGUCGUGCGAGGGUCGAGCACUGGCGGCCAACAGCGGAAUGUUGUGGCGGUCCGACUCCCUGAGCCAAGGCUGAUUGUUGACUGGAGAGGAACAGUUAAAAAUAAAUGUAAAAAAGUUGUGUGUGGCGGGUUGGUCAACUAUUAAGAGUAGUGCCUCCUCAAAUAUCACUUUUAUACGUAAAUGAUGAUCACAAUGAAAUAAAUAUGUUCU